Diatraea saccharalis (sugarcane borer) is the source of this 321-nucleotide messenger RNA. The record is from the annotation of a GenBank genome assembly. Lineage: Eukaryota; Metazoa; Arthropoda; Insecta; Lepidoptera; Crambidae.
AUGAAUUUGAAUACAAUAGCAAUAUUUUUAUUAUGGUGUUUGUAUGUGGAUGGCGACGAUCACACUGAUGCUAUGAAGACAAUGAGUUACACUUUCAGUAGAAAAUUGUACGAAUGCAACAAAAGAUGGCCUUUAAGAGAGGAUAUAAUUAACGACUUUCUGCAUUUCUGGCAAUUAAAUAACGUGCUCAACAAGAGAGCUAUUGGGUGCGCAAUGGUUUGUAUAGCAGCGAAGUUGCAUUUUGUCGACUCUGAUGGGAAUUUUCUGGCUGAAAACGCUCAGGGUUUUGCCAUAGCCAGUGGCGCUGGUAAUUAUUUUUGA